Heterocephalus glaber (naked mole-rat) is the source of this 4148-nucleotide messenger RNA. RefSeq names its product signal peptidase complex subunit 3 (gene Spcs3). Lineage: Eukaryota; Metazoa; Chordata; Mammalia; Rodentia; Bathyergidae. The record is from RefSeq and is a predicted model, not a curated record. Gene Ontology annotation, biological process: protein targeting to ER. Gene Ontology annotation, cellular component: signal peptidase complex; membrane.
CGAAACGUGCGCAAGGCAGGCGGCGCGGAUCCGAGGGAGCCGAUCCUCCGCCAGAACGCGAGCCCGGGGCCUGUGUGGAGACAGGGCUGGUGAGAGACGGUCGCGAUGAAUACGGUGCUGUCGCGGGCGAACUCCCUGUUCGCCUUCUCGCUGAGCGUGAUGGCGGCGCUCACCUUUGGCUGCUUCAUCACCACAGCCUUCAAAGACAGGAGCGUCCCUGUGCGGCUGCACGUCUCACGAAUCAUGCUAAAAAAUGUAGAAGACUUCACUGGACCUAGAGAAAGAAGUGAUCUGGGAUUCAUUACAUUUGAUAUAAGUGUGGAUCUAGAGAAUAUAUUUGAUUGGAAUGUUAAGCAGUUGUUUCUUUAUUUAUCAGCAGAAUAUUCAACAAAAAAUAAUGCCCUGAACCAAGUAGUCCUUUGGGACAAGAUUGUUCUGAGAGGUGAUAAUCCGAGGCUGCUGUUGAAAGACGUGAAAACAAAAUAUUUCUUCUUUGAUGAUGGAAAUGGUCUCAAGGGAAACAGGAAUGUCACUUUGACCCUAUCUUGGAACGUUGUACCAAAUGCUGGAAUUCUACCUCUUGUGACAGGAUCAGGACAUGUAUCUGUCCCAUUUCCAGAUACAUAUGAAAUAACAAAGAGUUAUUAAAUUAUUCUGAACUUGAAACAACAUAUUUUUAUACUUACUGAAUUAUAUCUCAUUUAUCUCUUCCCUUUUUUUUUUUUUUUUUUUUUUUAGGGGGAGGUUGUUACUUUUAUUUGGUGUAAGAAUGUCAAAAACAUAUUUGAAGAGAAGGGUUAAACAGUUUUACAAACAACAAAGUCACCAGAGUGGAGUAUUAAAAAAAUAAGGCAACUACAUAAUAAGGAUUUGUAAAAAAUAUAUGUAUUUCAAGUAUUCCCUGUAUUUCCAUUAUUCUUUAUGGAAUAUAAAGUGAGCGUGAAGGGUUGUUAAAAACUUUCAGGUGCCUGUAGAGUCAUAAGAACUCUGAAUUUUAUGCUUUGCAUUUAUGAAAGUUCACAUUGGAUGUGACUUAGAUGUAGACAAUUCUUUUAUAUCUCUAAGGGUAUGUUAACUAACAGGAAAAAUUAAUACAGUUAUUUGUUAUAACCUUGGUUUACAAAAAGGCAGAAGAGUUAGAAUUGUAUUUCAUUUCUUAGGAAUACCCAUGAAACUUGUUUUUCUUAGAUGACUAGUAGCUUUCUCCACUUAAAGAAUGAAUACCUCUUUAUGUGCUGUAAAUCAUUCACACUCAUGUUAAAAAUCUCAAGUUGACCAAAUGUGUGUCUUUCAGUACUUUUUCUAAAAACCUUUGUUUAUACACCUUUGUAUAAUUUUUUAGCAUUGUUAUUGAAAGUUGAAAAUGUUUGCAUGGUUUACCCUCUAAGUUUGUUCUUGUGAGCAUGCCAAGUGCUACUGAGUGGUAAUUAUCUCUAGCUUCCUCUUGGUCCACAUAUUAAUAAUUUUUGAAGUAAUAAUAUUUGCAUUGUGGUUUUCCGUUUACAAAGCCCUCUCAUGUAUUUUGUUGUUAUGUUAUGCUCAGUACCUAAUGAGGUAAAUAGUGCCAAUCCUAGCUCUUUGCAGAUGAAAAAAGUAAAACCCAGAAGUUGAUUGAAUUGCUCCAAAGUAAAUAGCAAGGAAUGAAGUUAAAAUAUGAACUAAACUCUUCUGAUUCUCUAGCUUGUUCUUUCUCUUUUACCUCAGUUUAUAGACUAAGUAUAAUUCCCUCACAAUUUUCAUAGUAGUUCUUGUUACCUGGACACCCUUUCUAUCACUUCUAGAAGUGGUUUCUUACCUAUGUAGAAGUGACUGAUUUUGAAGCUGCCAACAACUCAGGUAGUAGUAGUAUCUCAUUCACUGCAUAAAUUAAUUUUAUUAUAAUAUAAGAAAAUAUAAAUGUAUGUAAAAGUAAUUUUGAGAUUAAUACAUAAUAUAUGAUUGGCUACUUAAUCGUAUUUCUUAUAACUUUUUUCUUUUGUGGGCAAAUAAGCAUCUCAAAGAUUGCAACUGCAAAUACCCUUAAAAGCAAGAUGAAACACUGCAGUUGUACUAUCAGCAGUAACCAAAAGGGCUAGUAAUAUUUUAUAAGAACAGUUUAAAUUGACUAAUACUUCUUUUAUUUACCUCAUGUGAAAUAUAUCACUGCUUAGUUACAUUCAUUUUGAGAACUGUUGUAUAUGGUUUUAUGGUUCACAUAAAAGCACGUGCAUAUGAGUUUUUCAAACUGGCAAGAAGGUCAAAGAUGUAGUAUCAUGAAUCCUAUACUGGGCUUGGCUUCCAGGCUUUGGAUUAAGCUUCAGGGUCUCAGUUUCUGUAUCUGAAAAUGACAGAAUUGGACGAGUUAACUUAAGUGGUGAUCCUUUUAAACCACACCUGUCUGUAAGAUUUUAUCUGUUCAGCAAAGAAAUUGAACAGAAAAGCACCUUAGAAAUAUAAAGAUAGGAGUGUGAUUGAAAGACGUAAUACAUAAUUCCUAGGGAUCUGACUUUAUUUCUGUUACUUUUUACUUCAUUUACUUUGUUACAUUUAAUUUCUUUUAUUUGUACAAACACUGGAUCUGAAAACUUAAAAUCUACAGGUGUCAUAGCUUAGAAAAACUGAAUGUGUUCUCAUUAAAGAAACAUUUUUGAUAAGCCUGCACUUUUAAGCAGACCUUAGUUGUGGUUUAAUAGUUCAUUACACUUUCAUGGUAAGUGGAUCUAUUAGUCUAGAGAUUAAUAUUGAUAUUUGAGUUGGAGUUUGUUUAUUUAGCAAGGCCAUAUUUUUGUAGUUUGGUGAGAAACAGAAGUAGGAAGGCUCAAUUAGCGCAGUGUGGAUAAAAGUUUUCAUUUUUACUUAACUAAGGGAAAUUGCUCAGGAUAAGUAUGCUCCAUCAUGAGAAUAAGGAAUCUGUCUCAGGAACUCAUUUUUGGGUGUGUACAGCUUUAUUAGUCUACCAUGAUUCUACAUUUUGAAAAAUUGACCUGUUUAGUUUGAUAACCAUAUUCUUAACUUUUACAGAAGUAUUGUUAAAUCCUUACAAAGAUCCAAGUCUUCAGACUAGUAACAACCUCAGCGUGACCAGAAAUGUCUGAGCCCAGAGAUAAUUCUGAAAAGAGAAUAAUUGCAAGACACUUACUAAAAUGACGCUCACUAGAAAUGAGUUCAUUUUAAUAUGUAGCACCGACAUACCCUUCUGUAGCAGCCUGGACAAGAGCUGAAUUAGUAUUUUUUAUUCCUGUAAUUGAUUAUAUUUUAGUUUCUUUCUGCUGAAAGGAAAACAAAAGGCUUCAGAAAUUCCUAAGAGUGAAAUAGAGAAACAGAACCUUUUGAGUUUUCUUUCCAGGAAUGAAUUUAGACUUUGGUGGGUUUGAUUGCCACUUAACCUAAGAACUGGGUUGUAAGAAAUGUAAACCUUUGGAUUUGAGGGCUAUAGGUUACUGGAGGGCUUUUAAAAAUACUUUGAAUCAACAUGUAAAGGGCUUAUGGGAGGGGGAACCAUAAGCUGUGAACUUUGUAACUGCACAGCUGUCCAUUUCAGAAGCUUUCCAUGCUUUUACAGAGGGCCCCUGUACAUUACACGAGACUGCCAGAAGUUUAAAGAGAUUACUUUCAAAAAGUUGCAUAUUUUUGAUGCAAUCUGGGAAACUACUUCAAAAAUACAGAAAAAUUCAUGAAAAUACUGACUAUAUGAGGAUUUUAAUUGCAAUAAAUAUUCAGCAUUUUUCUAAUGAAAAUUUUGUUUACAAGUAAAAGACUUUCAGAUUGAAGGUUUUUAUGCGAAGCUGUUGAAGUAAAAGUAAAAGGAAGAAACUAAGUCUAGUCACGUGUGGUGGUGCAUGCCUGUAAUCCCACCACUGAGGAGGCUGAGGCAGGAGGAUUGCGAUAGUGCGAGGCCAGCCUGAACUACAAAGUGAGACCUUGUCCUGAAGAAUAUAUAUAAAGAAAUUGAAACCAAAUCUAGUAAACUUGUAUUUUGGGAGGUUGAAUGAGGGGAAAGGUUACUCCUAAAAUAUGCAGAGACCUUGCACCUAGACUGUAAGCCCUGUGAGGGCAGGCUGUCGGAUUUAUCUUUGUAUGUUCCCCAGCACCUAGCAGAGUGCUUUGCACAUGAUAGGUGCGCAAUAAAUACUGAUCUUAAAGUCACUGUUUCUAAUGUGACUAAACUA